Ruditapes philippinarum (Manila clam) is the source of this 1122-nucleotide messenger RNA. Its product is annotated as tripartite motif-containing protein 12A-like. NCBI's taxonomy places the organism in Eukaryota, Metazoa, Mollusca, Bivalvia, Venerida, Veneridae. The record is from RefSeq and is a predicted model, not a curated record. The coding region runs from base 136 to 1122 and encodes 328 amino acids. The transcript has 2 exons. Gene Ontology annotation, molecular function: zinc ion binding.
GGCAGAUAUAUAUCAGUUUUAAAACUUUUUGCAUUGAAAUAUUAGAUCGGAUCGAUACAUACAGUUUUGCUAAAUAGUGAGUUGAGAAUAUAAAAUAACUUGAAUUGAAAAAAUAGAGAAUCAUCGUUAAACAAAAUGGCGGACGGUGGAGAGGACGAUGAAGUUCCUGGGCGAGUCGAGGACAUUUUGUGUAAACGGCGUGUUAAGGAAAUUAUGUGUCAACCAUGUUUAAGUAAGGGUACGAAAACUGUGGCUGACACGUUUUGUUCAACGUGUAAUGAAUUCCAGUGCAUUGAUUGUUCAGAUGUGCAUAACAUGCUUACAGUCUUUACAAGUCAUAAAUUGCUAAACGUAAAGGAAGCUAAUGCAACAAGAUGUGAUAAACACCAAAAGGUUUUAGAUUUAUUCUGUGAAGAUGAGAACAAGCUUUGUUGCAGUACUUGCGCCAUUGUUGAUCAUCGUAAAUGUCACAGUGUCGUUGAGGUUGAGAAAAUUGCCAGGAAAAUGACGUCACCAAGUUCUAGUUUAGAAGAGAUAUUGCAGGAAGCCAAAGAAAAUGCUGAAGAUAUUGCUAGAGAUAUUAUCACUUCAAAAUAUCAACUUGCUAAAGACGUAAAAGAAGUACAAGUAAAGGUUAGGAGAAUGCGGGAUAAAGUAAUGAGGAUGUUUGACGAUUUGGAAGUUUCCAUUGUUAAGAGAGCCAAAUCUCUUCAGAAAGAAACAUUAGGUAAUCUUGAAAUGAAGCAAUCAGAAAGCAAAAAACAGUUGGCUAAUGUUACAGCGUAUCUAGAAACUAUUCAAAGCAUUUACAAAAAUGGAACUCCAAUGCAGAAAUUUAUAGCCAGAACAGAAGAUUUAAAGAAGACGGGAGAUGACAGCAGGGAAACAUUCAUUACAGGAAUUGACUUUCUACCCGAUGGUAAGCUAGUUGCUGUGGAUCAUUACAAUAAGAAGAUCUUAGUUUAUAAUGAGGAACUUGAGAAAGUAGGAUCAUAUCAGUUAUCUUAUACACCACAAUCUGUUGUUACUGUAUCUGAGGAUGAAGUAGCGAUAACAAGUGGAAAGGAAUAUAUAAAAGAUAUUCUACGUGUAAGUAAAGCUAAUGAAAAUAAGUUCAGUUAG